Molecule: messenger RNA, 2500 nt
Organism: Conger conger (European conger)
Lineage: Eukaryota; Metazoa; Chordata; Actinopteri; Anguilliformes; Congridae
Gene: anapc7
Product: anaphase promoting complex subunit 7
Exons: 11
Coding region: 136-1833 (565 amino acids)
Biological process (GO): cell division
Molecular function (GO): protein binding
Source: RefSeq, a predicted model, not a curated record
ACUUCAAGACCCCGAAGCGCCAUAUUUGAUACAAAUUGUAUCUUUUCUUCUGGCAUAAGCUUUGCUACAUUGCAAGAUUACGAUCGAAGACUAUCCCUUGUUGAUUCAAAUACGUAAAAUAACAAAAAGUAUAAGAUGAAUGUCAUAGACCAUGUUCGGGAUAUGGCGGCUGCAGGACUUCAUUCGAACGUGCGGAUAAUAAGCAGCCUGUUACUGACAAUGAGCAAUAACAACCCAGAACUGUUCUCCCCGUCUCAGAAGUACCAGCUACUGGUGUACCAUGCAGAUGCACUGUUUCACGACAAAGAGUACAGAAACGCAGGGUGCAAGUAUAGGAUGGCUUUGCAGCAGAAGAAGAUCCUGAGUAAAACCUCCAAAGUACGUCCUUCUACGGGAGGGACGGCAUCCUCGCUGCAGUCACAGAGCCUUCCAUCUGAGAUUGAAGUGAAGUACAAGAUUGCAGAAUGCUAUACCAUCCUGAAGCUGGACAGGGACGCCAUCGCUGUGCUGGAUGGGAUCCCCUCCCGCCAGAGAACACCCAAGAUCAACAUGAUGCUGGCUAACCUGUACAGAAAGGCUGGCCAAGAGCGAUCUGCAGUGACAAGCUACAAAGAAGUACUAAGGCAGUGCCCUCUGGCACUUGAUGCCAUAAUUGGUCUUCUCUCUCUGUCUGUGAAAGGAGCUGAAGUGGCAUCUAUGACCAUGGAUGUGAUUCAGAGCAUUCCCAACCUGGAGUGGCUCUCUGUGUGGAUAAAGGCCUAUGCUUUUAUUCACGCUGGGGACAACUUGCGAGCCAUCAACACCAUCUGCACACUGGAGAAGAAGUCUCUGCUUCGUGAUAAUGUGGAUCUACUGGUGAGCCUGGCAGACCUCUACUUCAGGGCGGGGGACACCAAGAACUCCAUCCUGAAAUUUGAGCAGGCCCAGAUGCUGGAUCCCUAUCUGAUCAAAGGCAUGGACGUUUAUGGCUACCUGAUGGCUCGUGAGGGGCACCUGGAGGACGUGGAGGUCCUGGGAGGGCGACUGUUCAACAUCUCUGACCAGCACGCAGAACCCUGGGUCAUCUCCGGCUGCCACAGUUUCUACAGCAAGCGCUACUCUCGCGCCCUCUACCUCGGUGCCAAGGCCAUCCAGCUGAACAGUAACAGUGUUCAGGCCCUCCUCCUGAAGGGGGCGGCGCUGCGCAACAUGGGCCGCGUGCAGGAGGCCAUCAUACACUUCCGGGAGGCCAUGCGUCUCGCUCCCUGCCGCCUCGACUGUUACGAGGGGCUGAUCGACUGCUACCUGGCCUCCAAUGGGAUCCGGGAGGCAAUGGGGAUGGCCAACAACAUUUACAAGACGCUCGGUGCGAAUGCCCAGACCCUGACCAUCCUGGCCACCGUGUGCCUGGAGGACCCCAUGACCCAGGAGAAGGCCAAGACCCUGCUGGACAAAGCGCUGGCGCAGAGGCCCGACUACAUCAAGGCUGUGGUGAAGAAGGCAGAGCUGCUGAGCAGGGAGCAGAAGUAUGACGAGGGAAUUGCUUUGCUGCGACAUGCCCUGGUCGAUCAGAGUGACUGUGUGCUGCACAGGAUGCUGGGAGAUUUCCUGGUGGCUGUCAACGACUAUCAAGAGGCAAUGGACCAAUAUAGCAUAGCACUCAGCCUGGACCCCAACGACCAGAAGUCCCUGGAGGGCAUGCAGAAGAUGGAGAAGGAGGAGAGCCCGACGGAGGCCACGGUGGAGGAGGACGGCGACGACAUGGAGGGCAGUGGGGAGGAUGGGGACCUGGAGGGCAGUGACAGCGAGGCGGCCCAGUGGGCUGAUCAGGAGCAGUGGUUCGGCAUGCAGUAACCCCGCCCCGGCUCCCCACACACCCCGGGGCCCGCGGGGAACGGUGAAGCACCAUCUUCUAGCUCGCCCAGUCAGGCCACCUGGAUUUUAAUGUCUGUCCUUGCUGUGCUCACCGAACCUCCAGAAUUGGGUCUUGUGGGUGGGACCUUUGCCCCAGGGAGAAGACACCCUCCUCAGGUGAGAGGGUGUGGCUGAGUGUGGCUCUGCCCCUCUUAGCCUAUGGGGUGCAGGGGAGGCUCCACUCGGUUCUGUGGAUGUGGAAGGGGCUGGGCUGACUGCAUGACACCUGCUAUGUGACAACUGUAUGUACCUGUGUAUAUAUCCAAACUGGGAGGAGAGCUCAGUGUAACACGCUGGUCUUGCUGGUCUAUUUUCCCCCAUUGUGGGCAUUCUGUUCCUUUUUUCUGUAUGACUGUUGCCAUAUUCCUGUUUAAGCUUUGCCUUAUGACCUUGUAGAUGUUCUUAUUGUUUUUCUGACAUUACUUUGUCCUGCAUUUCCCCUCUAAUCAUGUAAUGGUUUAAUUUUAGUCAUUCUUGGGGUAAUAUAACUUGUGGGGGGAGGAGGGGGUUUCUAAUACAGAUGUUUAUAAGUAGUGUGCUGUGUAUAUAUACAUAUAUAACAUGAUCUUGUGUAGUAUAGAUAUAAAAAAUAAAUACAAUCAUGGUG